UUUCCUUAUUACAUAUAUUUCUCAGGCUGAAUAACUGUUGCAUAUCCGUACGUUACCUCCAGAACCCAAUUAGUUUUGCCAGGAUUGAAUGGAAUGGACGUCAGCUCACGGCCUUGCAUACGCAAUGUAAUACUACCUUCGAGAGGCACAUACCGCCUAAGGAGGGUGAGGUUUGAGUGUUCGCCGGACUCGCGAGCGUGCGUUGGUCGUCCAUCUCGCUCAUCAAUACUCUGCCGCCGAGCCCAGUAGCCCUCUUUUUUUUUUUCUGGGAAACUUGGAAAGCCCCGAAUGCCGGGCCUAGCCGUGGUUGUGGUGCCAGGUUCCGGCAGCCAGCUGUCCAUGGGGGCGUCGGUGCUGUGGAUUGGCUGCACGAGGGUUGACGGGCUAUCCGGUUCAAUUGGGACGCCCAUCGUUGAUUACAUACUUAUAGCCUUGCCCGUGCUGUGCAGUCCAGCAAAUAUAUAACUUGUUGAGAGAGCCCUUUUGCCCGGGCCAUGGCGUUGCGCGCUCUUCUUUUCCCGCCGCUCUGCCGCGUUCGUCGCCGUCCUGCUGUGUCUGUGCUGAGCCAAUUAGGACACCUGACAAUGCUGCGGGACCCGCAGGGAGCCGACCCCACGAUCCACCGAACGAACCAUCAGGGCAGCGAGACCGGAACAACCCCCAACAAGGCCUCGCUCGCCCGUCACCUCACUUCACGCUGGCUCCCUCGGUCAUGGAGACCGAUACCGACCCAUCCUGGCCAGCCUGCGAUCGUUGCCAUCGCCGAAAGUCACGAUGUGAUAAACAGGUACCUCUCUGCGGCCCGUGUAUGAAGGCCGGUGUCCCCUGCGUAUAUACAGAUCGUUCCAAAGAGCCGACGUAUAGAAAAGAGGUUGUCGAGCGGUUAGAGCGCCGGCUGAAGCAGUGCGAGGCGACUAAUCGUGCUUUGGCUGCGAGAUUGGCGAGUGCUAACAGUCAGCUUGCUGCGGCCACGGGAGUAAAUGGCGCCUCAAGUGAGGAUCGGGCAAUGGCUGCCCUCCCUCAGGACCAGCAGCAGCAGCAACAGCAGCAACCACGGUCAGACAGCGACAAUGAGGUGACGGACGAGGUUUCGUUCCUAUCCCUGACUGCUGGCGGGGAGAGGCAAUUCUUAGGAUCGGGCAGCGGAGUGCUGUUUGCCAACCUUGUUCGUGCUACAGUAGAAGCAACUUCUGCACCUACUUCGUCAAUUGCUCUCAAAACCAGAGAGUUCCAACGCAAUUCUCCCUAUCCCGCCGGUGGUCUUCCCGGAUCCCUCGCAUCAAUACCGAAGACCGACCUCUCCCAGAUUCCCCCUGAACUAUUCGCGCGAGACCUACACCAUGCAUACUUCGAACAUGACCACCUUUGCUACCCUUUCCUCCAUCGCCCUACCGUCCUUGCCUCCUUUGAACAAAUAUACGCAGAUCCAUCGUCCCUGGAUCGCGACCACUCCGCUGCGUUUGUAUACUAUAUGAUAUUAGCUAUAUCGUCGGUCGAUUUCCAUAAAUUCGAUUGGCAGACGAGACCUGAUGCCGAAAAUUUUCACGCAAUUGCAUUGGCCAGGCUUAAUGAGGUCCUGCAGCUUGGUGGGAUUAAGGCGCUACAAGCCAUCCUUCUGCUUGUGCAGUAUCGGAUGAGGAGUUCAAUCCAGGAUACUUCUGCAAGCAUGUGGCAUUUAGUCGGAGUCGCGGCGCGAAUAUGCUUUGAACUUGGCCUUCAUCGAGAGCUUGUAUAUCAGGUUCGUCAGACUCCCGAUCCGUCUGGGUUAAGCGCGACGGAUCAAUUCAUUCGAUCAGAAACUAAACGUCGGUGUUUCUUUUGCGUCGUUGCAAUGGAUCGUGUUGUGAGCAUUACGCUGGGCCGGCCCUUUGCAAUUCGACUCGAGGAUAUCGACGUUUCUCUCCCCGAUUCCCAAUUCGAUUUGGAUAUCACCCCACCUGGAUCCAGCUUUCACCCGUCAACCGGCGAGUCAUUUUCUCGCACGGCCUUGUUCGUUCACAUUGUUCGCUAUAGAACCCUAUGUGGCAAGAUCCUCGCUUCGUUGCACAGUGGAAAGCGCCCUCAGCAGAAAGUCGAGGACAGUGCUGCUUUGGAAGUUCGAGAAAGCCUGGCAGCGGAACUUGAGGCAUGGCGCCAUGACACGGCUUCCCUCAAUCUUCCUGCUGUAGAUCUUUCUAGUGCAAUACCGGGUGACAGGUCAAGUUUCCGUGCACAUGAGUGGUACGAGAUUUUAUACCACAACGCAAUUCUGAUGCUCUACCGCCCGUCCCCUGCAUUUUCGGCAGUUUCGACGAAAGUUCCAGUCUCGAUACAAACGAUCUUUAUGGCUGCGAAGCAAUCUAUCACUUUGUAUGCUCAUCUCCAUCGCUCUAGGAGGAUUAACUAUACAUGGAUUACGCUACACGCCGUGUUCAUGGCAGGCCUUUCUUACGUUUACGCCGUUGGUCGGCAUUUUCGCGCAAAACGUCGAAUAGCAGCCGGAGGCCACGCGACCACGAUGCUCGACGAAGAUCCAUCUAUCAUAGAAAUUGUGAACGAAACCCGUGCUUGCUCUAACGUGCUGGUAGCUGUAUCCGAGCGCUGGUCUGCCUCCCGCAAUUCUCACGACGUGUUCCACCGUCUGAGCGACGCAGUUCUCGCCGAUGCCAUUGAACUUUUAAGCUCGCCACCGCCGUCAUCAGCGACUAGCCAACAUCCGCAAGGUUCCAUACCAAUUGGCGGGCUGGGUUCUCCAUCCAGCAUGUCCAUGAGCGGAAUGGCCCAUAUGAAUAAUACCACAAGCACACCCGGUGGCCUGGAAACGUCAUGGCCUGUGCCGGAUAUGGUGACCAGUCCGCCGCUGGCGGUGGAUUCAGUGUUGAGGGAUUGUUUUAGGGAUUUACAAAAUAUCCACGAGCAUGGUUGCGGAGAUGAUCCGAUUGGGAGACUGUCGCAGGAUUGGUUGGGAGAGAUUGGUGGGAUGUCAUUGGAAGCGGUGCAGAUUUGGGGAGAGUAGCAACAAUCCCGUGAAUAAACGCAUCACGGUAUCUGGUUCACGAUUGUGUGAGCUCCGGGGAGUGUCAGUCCAGUGUGCCAAUCUGCGACGGACCUCCCUGCACAAAACGAUGGCCUGAGACUCUUUCACCUAUUCUCUCAACUAGGAGCUUCGGCACACUCCUAUUGAAAAAGAAAUUGUAUGACUAAAUCUGUGAUACGAAUAUCAAUGCCAUCUGAGCAUUCCUCACGGGGAUUCGCUCACGCCAGUCGAUGCUAAUUG
This is a messenger RNA of Coccidioides posadasii C735 delta SOWgp, 3256 nucleotides long. The record is from RefSeq and is a predicted model, not a curated record. Lineage: Eukaryota; Fungi; Ascomycota; Eurotiomycetes; Onygenales; Onygenaceae.